AUGAAUAUUACUUGCCUUAAAACUCUUGCAUUAAAUAUUCUUAAAAAUGGCUCUCCCGAAACUAUUGCAAGCGGUGUUGAAGUUCCUGAACUAGAUUCGUGUUCUAUAUGCAAUGAAGAAAUUUUUUUGCACAUACUUAAAAAAUCAUUCACCGUAUUAACAUGUGGUCAUACUGUACACCGUCUUUGUCUUAAGAACCUUAGAGAAACUAUGUUUACAUGUUCUGUCAAUAAUUGUAGCACAGAAAUCGAAAUUAUUGAAAAGUCACCACUAAUGCGAGCUCCAACACAAAGAAGUAUGAGCAUAGAUGAAGGAUCACAAGAC
Molecule: messenger RNA, 324 nt
Organism: Racocetra fulgida
Lineage: Eukaryota; Fungi; Glomeromycota; Glomeromycetes; Diversisporales; Gigasporaceae
Source: the annotation of a GenBank genome assembly